AUGGCAAGUGAAACCACCAAUGGGGAAAUCAUGUUGCCAGUAAACCUGGUCAGGACUAUCCAGGAAACGAAGUUCCAUGUAAUCAACGGUGAUAAGAGAUACAAUGCGCUGCUCGAAAGACCUUGGAUUCAUAAUAUGAGGGUUGUACCUUCAAUGCUUCAUAAAGUCUUGAAAUUCCCUACAGCAGAAGGAAUCAAAAUUGUGUACGGCGAACAACCCGCAGCCAAAAAAAUGGAUCCCAUUGGAAAUUACCAGUCAUCGAUUGAGCUUGGACCCAAAGUUCAAGCCGGUAAAGCAAAAGAGAAGGCCGCAGUCCGAGGUUAA
Nicotiana attenuata is the source of this 324-nucleotide messenger RNA. RefSeq lists its product as uncharacterized. The coding region runs from base 1 to 324 and encodes 107 amino acids. The transcript is spliced from 2 exons. The record is from RefSeq and is a predicted model, not a curated record. Lineage: Eukaryota; Viridiplantae; Streptophyta; Magnoliopsida; Solanales; Solanaceae.